AUGAAAGGUCUAAAGAAGUUCCUCUUUCCCCUUGAUCAGCUAAAUGAACCAGGAGAGCGACUAGGGGAAGCAUUGAAACUAAAGGAGGCAAAGGGUAAAGAGAUAGAAAGUAUAGAGAAGACCCAACUCUUAUCUGAAAUUAUAGAUCCAGGGCGUAGAGCUGAGAGAAACAAAUCCAGGAACAAAGCAAACACUAAGGAUACUCAAGAGAUUGAGGAGAGCAAGAACAAGCUUAAACAGCUGUUCGUAAGUCCAGCUGUUCAGUACCAGAAGUUUACAUGGGAAGAGAUCAUGGAAGCAACCUCAUCCUUGUCAAAUGAGUUUAUAAUAGGGAUGGGUGCAUUUGGAACUGUCUACAAGUGCAAAUUGCACCACACGACCGUGGCAAUAAAGGUCCUUCAUUCCAAGGAUAGUGUCACAAACAAGCAAUUCGUUCAGGAGGUAGAAAUCUUGAGCACGAUUCGUCAUCCACACUUGCUGUUGUUACUUGGUGCUGUUCCAGAAGAGAGUUGCCUUAUAUAUGAGUACAUGGAUCAGGGUAGCCUAGAUGAUAGGUUGCUUCGGAAGACUGACAAGCCUCCUUUACCAUGGUAUGACAGGUUCAGGAUCUGCUAUGAAGUAGCAAGUGCUCUUGCCUUUCUCCACAGCACAAAGCCAAGACCUAUUAUUCAUCGAGACCUUAAACCAGCGAACAUCUUGCUUGACCACCACUUAGUUAGCAAGAUUGGUGAUGCUGGUCUCGGUACAAUGAUCAAUAUUGAACCUAACAAUCAAUCCUUGAAAACAAUAUACAAGGAAACUAGCCCAGUUGGAACACUUUGCUACAUUGAUCCCGAGUAUCAAAGGGCUGGAAGAGUUUCAACUAAAUCAGAUAUAUAUGCCUUAGGAGUGGUGAUCUUACAGUUGUUGACUGCAAAACCAGCAGUUGGGAUAGCCUAUAUGAUUGAGGAUGCUAUAGACGAAGGCACUUUGACAGAACUCUUGGAUCCAGAAGCCGGGGCAUGGCCUGAGAACGAAACACUUGAGUUGGCUCUUUUAGGACUGCAAUGUGCUGAGCUUAGGGGUAGAGAUAGACCUGAUUUGAGAGAGAAAGUUCUUCCUGCUUUGGAGAUAUUCAAAGAUGUAGCUGACAGAGCCAGGGAAUCAGCUUCGAACGCCCUAACAGAGACACCAGCACACUUUAUGUGCCCCAUUCUUAAGGAUUUCAUGGAGGACCCAUAUGUGGCAGCUGACGGGUACACAUACGACCGGAAGGCGAUAGAGAAGUGGCUCAUGGAAAGCGACAUGUCGCCUACUACUAACCAACCACUUCCUCACAAGUUUAUAAUGCCAAAUACCUCCCUGCUUGAGGCUAUUAAGCAAUGGAAGUCCAAAAAAUCGCCAAAUUAAUGCACUUAUUAGGGUGGAAACUAGCAUUUUCAUGCAUUGUCGUCUAUAAAUGUUUUAUGGAAAAGUGCAUUUUUAUGCAUUAUCGUCUCUAGAAUGUUUUAUGGAAGAGAUCAACAUUGUUAUGUAUGAAACUUUAGCAACUAUUACUAACUAGGACCACUGCUAUAGAAUUCUCUAUCUGGAUCUUACUAUCCAAUGAUUCACGAUUUGAAAGACCUAACAGAUCUGAUCCUAUGUAGAAUCCUAAGUUUGUAGAAUAUUCAAAUCAUAUUCAACUCAAAGAA
Molecule: messenger RNA, 1673 nt
Organism: Beta vulgaris subsp. vulgaris (sugar beet)
Lineage: Eukaryota; Viridiplantae; Streptophyta; Magnoliopsida; Caryophyllales; Amaranthaceae
Product: U-box domain-containing protein 35-like
Exons: 5
Coding region: 1-1389 (462 amino acids)
Biological process (GO): protein phosphorylation; protein ubiquitination
Molecular function (GO): ATP binding; protein kinase activity; ubiquitin-protein transferase activity
Source: RefSeq, a predicted model, not a curated record